CUCAGCAACCUGGAACCCACUUGGGGGGGCUGGGGCCCCUGGUCCCACACCGGGAGGGCAUCAGGGGAGGGGUGCGGCCCCUGGAAGACUCGUGGUGUGGCCCAGGGGGCUGGGGGGGUGCCAGGAAGACGGGGGCAAAGCUCGCAGGGGGAGGCACUAGUGAGGUUCUCUUUCCCCCACUGCGGGGGGGUCGGGGCCGGCGGCGGGGUGGGAGACCUCGGAAGCAGAGCCUGUGGACCCGGGGCGGCGGCCGGCCAGUGACCGGCGGCAGAGGCGCCAUGGCCACCAUCCAGUCGGAGACCGACUGCUAUGACAUCAUCGAGGUGCUGGGCAAGGGCACCUUCGGGGAGGUGGCCAAGGGCUGGCGGCGGAGCACGGGAGAGAUGGUGGCCAUCAAGAUCCUCAAGAACGACGCGUACCGCAACCGCAUCAUCAAGAACGAGCUGAAGCUGCUGCGCUGCAUGAGGGGCCUGGACCCUGAGGAGGCCCACAUCAUCCGCUUCCUCGAGUUCUUCCACGACGCCCUCAAGUUCUACUUGGUCUUCGAGCUGCUGGAACAAAACCUUUUUGAAUUCCAGAAAGAGAACAACUUCGCGCCCCUCCCCGCCCGCCACAUCCGCACGGUCACCCUGCAGGUGCUCAGGGCCCUGGCCAGGCUCAAGGAGCUGGCCAUCAUCCACGCCGACCUAAAGCCCGAGAACAUCAUGCUGGUGGACCAGACCCGCUGCCCCUUCAGGGUCAAGGUGAUCGACUUCGGCUCAGCCAGCAUCUUCAGCGAGGUGCGCUACGUGAAGGAGCCCUACAUCCAGUCGCGCUUCUACCGGGCCCCCGAGAUCCUGCUGGGGUUGCCCUUCUGUGAGAAGGUGGACGUGUGGUCGCUGGGCUGCGUCAUGGCCGAGCUGCACCUGGGCUGGCCCCUGUACCCGGGCAACAACGAGUACGACCAGGUGCGCUACAUCUGCGAGACCCAGGGCCUGCCCAAGCCCCACCUGCUGCAUGCUGCCCGCAAGGCUCACCACUUCUUCAAACGCAACCCCCACCCCGACGCCACAAACCCCUGGCAGCUCAAGUCCUCGGCCGACUACCUGGCUGAGACCAAGGUACGCCCCCUAGAGCGCCGCAAAUACAUGCUCAAGUCGCUGGACCAGAUUGAGACAGUGAACGGCGGGGGAGCCGCCAGCCGGCUGACCUUCCCGGACCGUGAGGCACUGGCUGAACACGCCGACCUCAAGAGCAUGGUGGAGCUGAUCAAGCGCAUGCUAACGUGGGAGUCCCAUGAGCGCAUCAGCCCCAGCUCGGCCCUGCGCCACCCCUUCGUGUCCAUGCAGCAGCUGCGCAGCGCCCACGAGACCACCCGCUACUACCAGCUCUCAUUGCGCGGCUGCCGCCUCUCGCUGCAGGUGGAAGGCAAGACCCCCACACCUGUAGGGGCCACUGUGGAAGAUGGGCCCCCCUACUACCGUCUGGCUGAGGAAGAGGAGGCCGUGGGCAUGGGCAGUGGGCCCUACUUCCGUGAGGAGAAGGCGCCAGGCAUGCAAAGGGCCAUCGACCAGAUGGAUGACCUAAGUCUGCAGGAGGCGGGGCGUGGGCUGUGGGGUGAGACUCGGGCCGAUGGAGUCCCCGACAUGCUAGCUCCACUCAAGGUGGCCACCACUGCCCGCCGGGUGCCGGACGCAGGCCCCGAGCCCAUCCUGGCCUUCUACGGCAGCCGCCUGGCAGGCCGCCACAAAGCCCGCAAGCCCCCUGCAGGUUCCAAGUCUGACUCCAACUUCAGCAAUCUCAUCCGCCUGAGCCAGGCCUCGCCCGAGGACGAUGGGCCCUGCCGGAGCAGCGGCUGGGCAGAAGGGGAGCGCUGUGGGGGCUCCGCCGAGCCGUCCACCAUCCCGCAGCGGGACGGCGAUGGACCCGACAUCAAGGACUUGGCCAUGGAGGCGGAGAGGCCAGGCCCCGAGCUCUUCGACCCCAGCAGCUGUUCCGGGGAAUGGCUGAGUGAGCCAGACUGGACCCUGGACAGCGUCAGGGGGCCACGGGCUCAGGGCCUCCCGCCCCGCCACGCCCACCCGCACGGUCCACCCCGAGCCACCAGCUUUCUGCAGCACGUUGGCGGGCACCAUUGAUGGUGACCCUACCUUUCCCCAUCACUGGGGGCUGUGCUAGCUGGGCUGGCAUCCCCUCCUCAGAGCCAUCCCCAAACCCACAGAUUAUUCUUACAGAAAUAGAGUUUUCCAGAAUUUCUCCAUUUCCCCCUUAACCCAUAGCGCCUGCCUGCACAUGUACCCCAAACUGCAGGAGGGCCUUGGAGUCUGGCUCGUGGCCCCCUUGAUCAGAGGGGCGCAGGAGGGGGCUACACCCUGCUGGUCCUGAGCACACCCUGGUCCUGCUGCUUCUGCUAUUUCAAUAAAGAACUGUUCAGUCUUGCUCA
This is a messenger RNA of Talpa occidentalis (Iberian mole), 2422 nucleotides long. It is a transcript of the gene HIPK4, whose product is annotated as homeodomain interacting protein kinase 4. Gene Ontology annotation, molecular function: protein serine/threonine kinase activity; protein tyrosine kinase activity; ATP binding. The coding region runs from base 279 to 2117 and encodes 612 amino acids. Gene Ontology annotation, biological process: peptidyl-serine phosphorylation; peptidyl-threonine phosphorylation. The transcript is spliced from 4 exons. Gene Ontology annotation, cellular component: nucleus; cytoplasm. The record is from RefSeq and is a predicted model, not a curated record. Lineage: Eukaryota; Metazoa; Chordata; Mammalia; Eulipotyphla; Talpidae.